Vespa velutina is the source of this 2969-nucleotide messenger RNA. RefSeq names its product GATA-binding factor A-like. The record is from RefSeq and is a predicted model, not a curated record. Gene Ontology annotation, molecular function: RNA polymerase II cis-regulatory region sequence-specific DNA binding; zinc ion binding; DNA-binding transcription factor activity, RNA polymerase II-specific. Lineage: Eukaryota; Metazoa; Arthropoda; Insecta; Hymenoptera; Vespidae. The coding region runs from base 1344 to 2591 and encodes 415 amino acids. Gene Ontology annotation, biological process: negative regulation of transcription by RNA polymerase II; cell fate commitment; positive regulation of transcription by RNA polymerase II. The transcript has 6 exons.
GAAAAAUAAAAAAAAAAAAAAACAAAAAAGAAACAAUUGUUUGUACGAAUUAUAUACCUCUGAUUCAACGUUGAAAAAAAUAUCAUGGCUACGUGUUUUCUUUUAAAAUUCGCAAUCACAAACGAAUUGAAGAGUUCUCACGAUUGCAACAAAGUAUUGUUUACAAAUACUUGCGAUAGUAGUUUUUUUUUUUCAACCAUUUCUGGAUGAUACAAUUUAACAUCGAAAAAAUAUUAUAACAGCAGACUUUCUUUUAAAAUUACAGUCAUAAACAAAUGGGAAGAGAUUUUACGAUUGCAUGAAGUAAUUACUUACAAAUCUUGUAAUGUCUUUUUCUCGAGCGUUUUCGAAUUACACAGCUCAACUUUAAAAAUAAAUGAGAUUUUCUUAAAAUUCCAAUCAUAAAAAAAUCAAGGAGGUUUUACGAUUGUCUGCAUUAUAUUGCGACAAGUACUUACAACUCCUUUUCUCGAAUAUUUCUGAAUUAUAUAGUUCAACAUUGAAAAAAAGAAUAAUAACAGGAAACUCUCUUUUAAAAUUGCAAUCAUGAACAAAUCGAAAAGACUUUACGAGUACGUGAAGUAUAAACACCUACGAUAUUAUUUUAUUCUCGAGCAUUUCUGAGUGAUAUAAUUCGAUCAUUGAAAAAAAAAAAAUUAUAGUAACUACAAACUUUCUUUUAAAAUUGCGAUAGUAAACAAAUCAAAAAGAUACUUUCGCAAGAAAUAAGUAACAAACACAUGCGAUAUUUUUCUCUUCUCGAUCAUUUCUGAAUAAUAUAAAUCGGUUUUUACAAUGAAAUGAAAAUUUUUUUUAAAUUGCAAUCACAAAAGAAUCGAAAUAGACCCUUCACAAUUGCAAAAAGUAUACAAGCCCUACAAUGUUCUUUUUGUUUUCUUUUCUUUUUCUUUUUAUCUUUCUUUUUUUUUUGUUUUUUUACGAGACAUCCUUGGUCCCAUGAACAACCCACGCCAUUUCUCAUCCUACGUUUGUACUCGGACACGACGGCGCGCAUACGCGACCGCUUAUCGGAGCUGUAAAGAGACCAUUAGCAUUAUCUAGUAUAGGUUGUACUAUUAGUACUUCCAUACUCUUGCCCUGUGCCCGCAGUACCGGGCGACGUUUAUCGAGUCGCAUAAUGGAAAUCGCUUAGCGACUGUGAAAGGAAAAAAAUAAGAAAAAUAAAAAAGAGGAGAAGAAAAAGAAAAAAAAAAAUGAAAAAAAAAAUUACUAAUGUUGUUUACGUUUCUUCGACUGUGAUAAAUGUUAACGUGAGCAACGUGAACUUGGCUUAUUCAGUGAUAUACAAACCUCCGAUGCCGUGGUCGUAGCUCUCGGGAAGGAUGUUCCACGGGGGCGGAAGUGGCGGGUACGGCGCAGGCUCCGACUAUCAGCAACAAUCUCAGCAACAACAACAGCAACACGGACAACAACUGCAAGCCCCCGUUUACGUACCUUCGUCCAGACCAGCAAUCCCUUCUGCAGCCACGGCAGCCCAAUAUCAUUCCUUUGCCGGUUCUGCUUCACCUGCGUGGGAGAAAACGGCGUCUUGGCAACAUGGCGUCGAAACGUACGCUGCCCACCAUGCAUUGGCUGGUCACACGAGUGCUUCCAGUGCAACGAUGGGUCCACACACGGGUCAUGCUCAUCCUCAUGCUGGCCAUCCUCAUACGGCACAUCCCCAUUCUACCCUCGCAGCGGCUGCACCCUUUUAUGCUCAGAAUGUCGCGAUGAUGUCCUCAUGGCGUGCUUAUGAUGGCGCUGGAUUUCAACGUGCUUCGCCAUACGACACGGCGAUGGACUUUCAAUUUGGCGAGGGUCGAGAGUGCGUCAAUUGUGGGGCAAUUUCCACACCGUUGUGGCGAAGGGACGGCACUGGUCAUUAUCUUUGCAACGCAUGCGGGCUUUAUCACAAGAUGAACGGCAUGAAUCGACCGCUCAUCAAACCGUCAAAACGCCUGACGGCUACGAGACGGCUAGGAUUAUGCUGCACAAAUUGUGGUACACGAACAACGACAUUGUGGAGGCGUAACAACGAUGGUGAACCGGUGUGCAAUGCAUGUGGCUUGUAUUUUAAAUUACACGGUGUUAACAGACCAUUGGCAAUGCGAAAGGAUGGAAUUCAAACGCGGAAACGGAAACCGAAAAAGACACCAGAACCAAAUGCCAGAUCUAGUACGGCGGAACACGAGACAACAGCAUCGAGCACGUCGUCACCUUCUAUGGAUCCGAAAAGUAAUCAACAACAACAACAACAGCAGCAGCAACAACAACAACAGCAGCAGCAACAACAGCAGCAACAUCAAAUCGACGUGUCUAAAUCGUCGAGUUCCUCGACGCCGACUGAAAGACCUGUAUAUCUUGGGCACACGUCCCUACUAGCAACCGGAAGUGUACCUGCCGUGAAAACGGAACCUCGAAGUUGCGACGGGAUUGUAAGUCAGCCGUACUCAUCUUAUUAUCAGCAUCCACAUCAACUUAGCGUACCAACGAGUGAACAUCAACAACAGAGUUACUAUGGAACUCAGGAAGCGCCUUAUCAUCAUCAACAUCAUGUCACAGCUGCUGCUAAGCUUCUGGCAUCAUCGUAACUUAAAUCCUUAAGCGUAAGAAUUAAAGAAAACUAAAGUUCUGCGUAAAAUAAAAGGCUAUUUUACAAUUGGACAAUUGCGUACCGAAGAAUAAGAUGAAUCAUCGAUAAAAGAAUUCGAUAAUCACCAGUUUAAAGUGCAAUCCAAGCUAACCGCUUGCUUAACGUGAUCGAAGAGAAUGUAAGAAAGAAGAAUAUCCAAAAAUAAAUAAAUAAACAUGAAAGGGAUACGAUGAAAAGGAGAAUUAAUGUAUGUACAUAAAUACGUACAUACUUACUACGUGACUAAAUCGCGUGACAACGGAAACGAAGAUUCGAAGGAUAACUCUCGAUAGACGUUUAAUGCGAGAACAUAACGAGAAUGACCUUGGAUCUCUAG